Dicrocoelium dendriticum is the source of this 725-nucleotide messenger RNA. NCBI's taxonomy places the organism in Eukaryota, Metazoa, Platyhelminthes, Trematoda, Plagiorchiida, Dicrocoeliidae. The record is from the annotation of a GenBank genome assembly.
CGGCAUCAUGGGCUGACGCAGUACGGUUGUCCAACUUCAGGCCUGUAGCGCAACAUAGUCAAAUACAUGCAUUCUUGAAAUGUGUCCUUUCUAUUAAUACCGAGUUGCAACAAGCUGACGACGGAGGUAAAAUGGAACAAGAUGGUGUUUUUACAGUCAUUUGGAAUGCAAUUUUUUCCACAAGUACGUGAGCAACUUAAAGCCGCUCGGUUACACGUGAUCUGGAUUUCACCCGACAUCUACUUGUUCAGCCAAGUGGAGAUUCGGCACCCAAACAUGAUCGAGACCGUUACUCCACAAUUACCUUUUCAGGCAGCGGUCCUCAAGCAAUUACGAAUGAUCGGGGCAGUCAUUAGACAUUUGCCUCUACAGUCGGCAGGUGUCAGAAUACCGAAGAGCCUUCAGUUGAUGAAACAAUCAACAAUGGCUUACAGCAACUGUUCCAAGCUCCAAGCAACAGUCGCACUUCCCUUGUAGUUGUAACAAUCCAAGUGUCAAAAGACCUUCAAGAAGGUCAUGCGAUUAAAACUUCUCUUUGGGGGGAGUUGUUAGAGUUAGACCAAUCUAAACUAACCCAACCACAAUGAUCAUCGAUCAACCGCUAUCGAUCACUGUAAUGAACACACCGAUAUAGCCAGAACGGUGUUCGGAUUCGGCAUCAGGGGAUGACCCAGUACGGUUGUCUAACUUCAGGACUGCAGCCCAACUUGGUCAAAUACAUGGAU